Molecule: messenger RNA, 3458 nt
Organism: Cryptomeria japonica (Japanese cedar)
Lineage: Eukaryota; Viridiplantae; Streptophyta; Pinopsida; Cupressales; Cupressaceae
Exons: 5
Coding region: 733-2907 (724 amino acids)
Source: RefSeq, a predicted model, not a curated record
UGCUGAUGUUUUUUUUUUGUAGGAUAGAGUUAUCCUUUGGGUUUUUGCAUUUUUGGCUGAGUAGAAAAUGACAGUUUAGGGAGUAAGAAACAUAGGGGAGACCAAUUAGUCGUAAUGCUGAAUCUGCUGUUGUUGUCUGGACUACUACUACCCAAAGCUAGAGAGAAGGACAACAAUACUUCCGCUGAAACCGGGAGUGAUGGAGAAUAAUGGCCACCAGCUAUAGAGAUCUUACAAAGUAUGAUUCUGAAACCCUAACAAUUUCAGGAUGACAACAAGGCAUCACACUUAACAGCUAGAGAUGUUAGCUCAGUAACCAAAAGCUAGAUAUAGCUCAUAAGGCGUGGCACUGAAAUUGCAGUGAUGUAGAUACAAUGACCACUAGCUAGAGAGGGGUAACAAGACAUGUCACUGAGACCACUGGCUAUGUUAGGAUAUAAGCCACCAGCCAGAGAGGCCGUCCUGAAUCUCCCAAAAUGUUAGUACCUCAGGGACAGAAAAGGAAGGGGGUCAGGGAGUUGGCCUUGUGAUUUCUUUCAGAAAAUCUUUCAGAAAGAGAGGCUUUCUACCUUGGAUAAGGGCUCCGUCCGCUAGCAUGCCAUUUAAAUGAAAUAGUCGGUUUCAAAGGCUAAUAUUCUAGAACCACUUUCUUGCCUGUUAUUAUGCUUGUCUUCAGCAUUAACAUCAAAUAAUUUUGAUUGUCCGGAUAAGCAUUCGAUCUUUGUCUGUAUUAUGGGCAUUCAGAUAAAGUUCAAGUUAGAGGAUAUACACUUACUACACAACCUACUCUUUCAGGAGCUCUUCAAAGAAAUUAAAAUGAUAUUUUCCGUUGUUAAUUUUUCAAGUCAGAAGUUUAGUAGUAAUGAUGGUAAUCAUUGUCCAUGCCUUAAAGGACCUAAUGAUACGAGUCUACUAUUGCGCUGUUCUAUUAGAAUCUUACCAUUAUUAGAAUUUGAUACUGGACUCAGUCAAAUUGCAACUACAAGGCUUGUAUCUCUGUUUCAGAAGCUGUGUUCUUCAGGCCUAGUCCGUUCACUUCUCAGUUCCAAGGAAACACAAUUUGGAGACUUUGGAUUUCUUAUGACUUGUGAGGUCACUUCUUGUACAGAUGUCUCUACCAUGGCUUUUGCUAAGAGUGAAGAGACAAGCAUCGGAAAUGCAGUGCAUUGUUUGUCUGCAUUGCUUGAGGUUUUUGUGGAUGAGCUUAUUCUCCAUCCAAACUUGGGUAAAGCCUUUUCAAAUGUGAAUAUGGAAUCGACUGGCUUAUCUUCAAGAUUUAAAACUCCAUCUAUAUUUGGGAAACAUAUUGACCAUUCAUUAGAGGCAAUGUUUGUUCAUUGUCUUCUUUCAAUGUCUAAUAAAAUCUCCAAUCUCAGUAUGGCGAAUGCAAGGAGUACCAGGAUUAGUCUUCCUGCAGCCGUUCUUUUGCUUGAUUAUUUGGAUUCGAUUAAAGCUCCAAAGAUUUUCCAAGCACAUGUUCUGGUUCUGGUUGCUGAAGCUAUUGCUGUUGAUUCCAUACCUACUUAUGGUGAGUUGCCAAAGAUGUUAUCACUGAGCCAGCUUGUAUCAGUGUUUGAGUCUGCUGUUAAGCUUUACAGAAAGCAUUCUUCCCUUAUGGAUACUGUUGAUGAUUGUGAUUGUCUGGAGACUCCUGUAUUAGAAUCUUGUCUGAUUAAGCACAGGAAUUUACAAGCUGAGCUUGAUGUAAGUUCUGAUUCUUUGUUAAAUCUAAUGUGGAAUGAAAAGGAUUGCAUUCAGCAGUAUAAGUGCUUUAGUUCCCAUCAAAGUUCGAGUUCUUCUACUAGAACCUGUGGAACAAAUUCAUCCAAUCUAUUGAAUUUGUUAUGCAUGUACAUCAAAGAACAUGAAGCGUCCCUGGAUAAUUUAUCAAGGAAAGAAAUCAGUGGUAUCUUGCAUUGCACAGUAACGAAAUCUUUCUCUGGAGUAGGGGAAAGUGAUAUACCAUCCUCUGCGCAUGCUAACAUUCAUCCAGGUACUUAUUUGCUUGCUGCUAUUCUGCAACUGAUGGGUUCUUCUUUGUCAAGAAUUCUAUGCAUAAUAAAGAGAAAAGGAGAUUCUGGUCAUUCAACGCCCUUGGAUCAAAAUUUACUUGAAGCAUAUCAUUAUACUAUUGAUUUAAUAAGGAAUUUAAUUGUAAACUGCCAUCACACAACACGAACUGGAAUCGCAUUGAGCAAGAUAAUGGCUAAAAUGCUUGGGACAAAUAAACACUCAGUGGGACCUGCAGUAUCUUAUUUUGUAGGUGAACUGUAUCUGAAGUGUCAAAUGGGUUCAGAGUUGUUAUGUAAGGGGUAUGUGAUUUUUCUCAAGUCACUGAUGAGCCUCUUCGUUUUGGAGCAUGGUGGAAUUGAUUGCUUAAGGGCAUUGAUGGAGUCUUCAGAAUUAUCAGCGGAUUCUUCUGAUUCAACUUCUCAAACAGUUUUGAACCAGGGUGAGAAAUUGUUGGAAAGACAAAGGCCUUUGAGCAUUGAACCGCGGUUGGUACCUGUGUUAACAAACUUCCUUAAAAAGAGGCAACAGUAUUUAUCACGUCAUCGUGUUCAUGAUCUAGGGUACACCUUCACUCACUCGAAAGUUACUAAGGGAGAGAUGGCUGGUCGGGAAGAGGAGGCAGAUAUAUCAGAGAGCAUCAUAAAAUCAAAAAAGGCUAAUGGGAACAUUACAUAUAUUGAAAGUGUAAUAAAGAUUCAAGGUCAGUGGACAGAAGAUCCUAGUGACCUUAGUGAUUUCAUUGUAUGCAAGGAGGGUAAGGAUUAUUCAGCAUGGCUACAGAAGCGACGCAAGAUGAGGCAGAAGAAAUAUGACCGAGAAUUUUUCCGAAGAAUGAAAGAACGAAAAGAACUUCUUCUGCUGUUAUCAGGAGACAACAAGGUGCAACAUAUGUAAUUAUUUCAAAAGCUGAAACAUGUUAAAACAGUUUUCGUCCAACAUCUUUGGCAAAAAAAUGAUCUGCAGCAAUGAUUGUACUUGUCUGAUACAAGACUAGGAUGAGAAACACCAAAUAUACACUUUCUGUGUUAUGAUCUAGUGGCAAUACCGCUCAUCAUAGGAAAGGAAGCAACAAGCACCUCGCUCCUAUAUCAUCUGCAAGAUUGACAACUUUUCUGAAGAACGAGAAGACGAAAAAGGUCUCGCUCUAAGUCGCUGGAUAACUGUAAACAGCCCUGCCAGCCCCACGGACUGGGACCGCUAAUUUAGGUCCUGCAUUGUUAUUACGGCCAAUGAGCUUUCAUAUUAUGUAGUGGUUUUGAAAAUUCAAAAUCUAUUGGUCAGAGAGCUCGAAAGACAUGAUUGUAGAGAAAAUGCUCUAUAUUGUAUGUUUACCCAAUUACAACAAUCCAUGACUUUUUAGAAAGUUAAACUAAGAAUCUCUUAUCAAAGCUGUAGCCCCUUCUUGGGAUCUUCCUGAUUUGUCUCUAAAAUUAUAAUUCCAAAUU